CGGUCUCCGCCCCCGCCCUUUCUCUUCCUUUGCCUACCUCAGGCCACGGCCCCGACCUCUCACCCCUGACCCGCUGCUUCUCCCCCAGAGGGCGAUCACUGCGGAUGUCGACCUCUCGAUCCCGUGGUGUCGGAGUGGGAGCCAGAACGGCCUCUGAGGCACCCUCCCUUAGCCCCUUCAGGGACCCAGUUUCGGCCCUGCGCGUGCCCGAGGAAUGGGGUCAGGGUGCGACCUGGGAUAGCCUGGAGGGUCCUUCAGACUCUUUGGCUCGAGGCUUGGUCCGUAGACCCCUCCUCCCCGUGCGGCCUGGAGUUUGAUUCUGGCUCAGGCCGACCUGCCCCCGCCUCCUGGGUCCCUUCUCCGCAAAUGUCGGUGGUUUGGAGAGUACCGGGCUCCUAGAUACCCAGGACCUGGGGCGCUAGAAGGGACCCGAGCGAGGGCCGCAGGCGCCUGUCCGUGUUUUGUUGUGAUGAUGGAGUCGCUCCAGCCCUGGGGGAUUGGCCAGGCCAAGCUGACAGUCCAAAUGCCCGGGCUGUUCCUCGGCCCGGUGGUCUCUGUGCUUUAGUUCCGGGUGUGAGUGCCCUGGUGUGGAGCCGGGGUGGGAAUUGCCUGAGCCAGGCUCCGGUGGAGGCGGAGUUGGCGGCCUUCCAGCUUCCCUCCUCCGUGCCCUUGAAAAGGAGGAGCGUUUCACCCGGUUGUGGCGGCUUGCGAGGUGGCAAGCUUGAGGUUGCAGUGGAGGGGCAGCGCCAGCCAAAAAUAACCAUGGGGCGCUGGGGUGGCAGGGAUCCGGGAGGGCAGUCACUGACCUGGCUGGCUGCACUUCUUGUCAGCCCAGUUCUGUGGCCAGGAACAGCAAGUGAGAAGCCAACUAGGCCUGUGCUCUGAGGGGGAGAGCUGGCAUCCUCGGCCUGGUUUCCUUCACAUUACGUUUUUUUUUUCUUCAUUGUGUAGAACAGAGCCUCCUAAAGCAUAAUGGUGGCUUUAGCUUCAUUAGAUAACCUGUUUGCUGGGGUCUCAGAGAAUCAGAGACAAUGGAUGAGAAGUGGGCACUUGUGCUUUGGUGGGAGGCUGAGGAGGGGGUCUGGUAUGUCCAGUAGCUCAGCUGCCUAAGAUGUGGUAAAGGAGAGAUGAUUUCCCCUAUUAUUAUUGCCUUGUGUGUGGUACUUUAUAGCUCUCGUACUUGUCAUUCUUUUGCCAAGUUGGCUGGGAAGUGGUGUUAAUCUCUACUUUCCGGGUAAGGUGGCAGAGGCCUAGAGUGACUUGUAUAAGUUCAUGAGGACAGUAAGUGACAGCACUGAGGAUUAGGUCAGGGUUUUCUGCCCAGAACUGUCUUCCCCAGGUUCCUGGGAAGGGACUUAACAUAUGUUCUUAGUGCUCUUAAGGCAUUUAACAGAGACCUGAGUUGUUACCUGGAACCUUUUUUAUUUUGUGAAUGAAAAGCUGCUCUGCAGUACCUCUUGUGGGCCCAGGCCUGUGCUAGGCACUUGGUUUAUAGGAGAGACACAUUGAAUCCUCACAACACCUUGCAAGAGAUUAUUAUCCCCUUGUUGCAAGAGGAAGCUGAAGGGUAGAGCAGUUGAGUAACUUGCCCAAAAGCACACAGCUAGAAGUGGCAGUGCCAGGUUUUAAAUUGACAUCUGUCUGACUCUGAAGCCUGGGCUCUUUCCACUAACGUGAAGUGUGUGGACAUGUGUAUCUUCCAGGUCUCAGGAGGGCAGGGCCACACUGGCCUUGUGGGAGGGCCCAUGCCCAGCCACUGGAGCGUCUUCCUGGUCAAUUCUGAAAUGUGAGAUGUGCUUUCAUUCCACAGCUUGGGCACCUUCCCCAGGGUAAUUGCAGGAAAACAGUGAAACAUAGUCAGCUGAUCAACAAAACAGAACAGAAAUCCAAGCCUUAGGGAUCAGUGAUUUUACAUAGUGUUUAUUCCAGGGAUUGCAGAAGUCUGGGCCAGUACCACUUCCUGGACUUCCCAGGUAGAGAGGGGAUAUCUGCUACUGGGGAAAUGGAGGGCAGUGACUUUGUCGGGAUCACCGAGGAGCUCCCAGGAGUUUGGUCAGAUUGGCCUCGCUGCCCUGCUCACCCCAGGGGGAGCCGUUCCGUGCUGCUCUCCUUCUGACAGACCUUUCUGUCUUCAUGGUGCAGCCUUAGUGGGUUUGUCCAAAGUGUCCUUGGUCAGGUGAGCCCAGGACUGAUCAUGACCGGAGGCUGGCUGUGGCUAAGUGAAGCGUUGGCCUAGCCUUCCCCUGGAGGCAGCAUCAGGGUUUUGGAUGGGCGUGGAACUGGGGGCUGGCCUCACGGAGCCGUCUUUCUCAGUUGGUGCUGGUCCAGCCUGGUGAUUUCCUGUGGCGGAUAGAAGUCUCUGCUUAACAGGGAGAAUGGGAUGGGGCCCUUUGGCCUGCCUCCCUGUGCAGACAGCCAACCCCUCUGCUGCUCCUGAAAUGGGAACAGGAGCCAGUACUGGAGCAGGGGAAAGAGAAGAGGGGACAGCAAAGGUAAUGUUGGAGAGAGGUGAGGCACUGCCCAGCAUGGCACUGCAGGUGGUCUGAAGGGCGCUAAGUGGGCCUCUGGCAAGAAACUUGGGUGCUCAGAUGACCCUGGUAUCCCAACAGCUGCUGAGACCGGGUGCUGACCAGCAAGGGCUGGCCAGACUCUGGAGUGGGCUGGGGAAUAUUUGUGAGACCCUGUUUGCCUCUUUCUCCAAGGGUUGGUCUUCUCAUGUGUGGCUUCUCACAUUGACUUGCGGUCCUUACUUUCUUGAGGGGGUUCCAGUUAGCCGGGAGACUUUAGGCUUCCAAACUGAAGGUUUUUCCCCACUUGCUGCCAUGUUGUUGGCUUCUUGCCAACAGCCCUUUGACUCUGGCCUCUCGCUUUACAGCAUGGUCACUUCUUAGGACUGCCUAGGAAGGAGGGAACUGAGCCCAGAAGGCUCCCCUUUCUCCCUGACCUUGGUGACUGUGCUCACCAUUCCAUCUUGCCUUCCUGCCUCAGUACCUGGUCCUCGCUCACCCGUUUCCCCAAGUGCUCAGGCCACCAGGCCAGUGAUACUCUGUUGGGGAGGCAGCUGUUUGGUAGUUCACUGGCAGAGAGGGUGUUACCCAUUGUCUGUUGUUCGGCCAGUGUGACCUCAGAGUUCUUUUUCACUUCAUAAACCCUGGGGAGGGGCUGCCCCCGAACAGAACAAUGGGCCUCUUCUUCAGGCACGUCUAGGCUGCCCGGCAGCCCGGUGGCUGGGGGCGGCUGGCUGCAUGUUGAGCAGGGCACUCUCUCUCGUGGCCUAGAUGCAUCACUGUAAGCGAUACCGCUCCCCUGAGCCAGACCCGUACCUGAGCUACCGAUGGAAGAGGAGGAGGUCUUACAGUCGGGAGCACGAAGGGAGACUGCGCUACCUGUCCCGAAGGGAGCCUCCGCCUCGCAGGUCUCGGUCCAGGAGCCAUGACCGCCUGCCCUACCAGAGGAGAUACCGGGAGCGCCGAGACAGCGACACGUACCGGUGUGAAGAGCGGAGCCCAUCCUUUGGAGAGGACUGCUAUGGAUCGUCGCGUUCACACCAUCGUCGGCGGUCACGGGAGAGGGAGCCAUAUCGAACCCGCAAGCAUGCCCACCACUGCCACAAACGCCGCACCAGGUCUUGUAGCAGCGCCUCCUCGAGAAGCCAACAGAGCAGUAAGCGCAGCAGCCGGAGUGUGGAAGAUGACAAGGAGGGCCACCUGGUGUGCCGGAUCGGCGAUUGGCUCCAAGAGCGAUAUGAGAUCGUGGGGAACCUGGGCGAAGGCACCUUUGGCAAGGUGGUGGAGUGCUUGGACCAUGCCAGAGGGAAGUCUCAGGUUGCCCUGAAGAUCAUCCGCAAUGUGGGCAAGUACCGGGAGGCCGCCCGGCUAGAAAUCAACGUUCUCAAAAAAAUUAAGGAGAAGGACAAAGAGAACAAGUUCCUGUGCGUCUUCAUGUCUGACUGGUUCAACUUUCACGGUCACAUGUGCAUCGCCUUUGAGCUCCUGGGCAAGAACACCUUUGAGUUCCUAAAGGAGAAUAACUUCCAGCCUUACCCCCUGCCACAUGUCCGGCAUAUGGCCUACCAGCUCUGCCAUGCCCUUAGAUUCCUACAUGAGAACCAACUGACCCACACAGACUUGAAGCCAGAGAACAUCCUAUUUGUGAACUCCGAGUUUGAAACCCUCUACAAUGAGCACAAGAGCUGUGAGGAGAAGUCGGUGAAGAACACCAGCAUCCGAGUGGCUGAUUUUGGCAGUGCUACCUUUGACCAUGAGCAUCACACUACCAUUGUGGCCACCCGUCACUAUCGCCCGCCUGAGGUGAUUCUUGAGCUGGGCUGGGCACAGCCCUGUGACGUCUGGAGCAUCGGCUGCAUUCUCUUCGAGUACUACCGCGGCUUCACUCUCUUCCAGACCCACGAAAACCGAGAGCACUUGGUGAUGAUGGAGAAGAUCCUUGGUCCCAUCCCUUCACACAUGAUCCACCGCACCAGGAAGCAGAAAUAUUUCUACAAAGGAGGUCUGGUUUGGGAUGAGAACAGCUCUGACGGCCGGUAUGUGAAGGAGAACUGCAAACCUCUGAAGGUCAGUUUCUGGCUUCCCCUAGCUGAACUCAUGCCCCAGAGACCCCAGGCACCGGGCAGACAUACAGCAGAGACAGGACAGGCAGUUAAAGGCUGCCUCCUCGUUCCAGUUCUGUGGGAAGCUGCGCCUGAGACUGCUGUGUGCUGGCAGUGGCGCUUCUGGCAAACUGCCCCGGAGGGCCCUUAGCACCAGCCCUCCCUACAGGGUGGCCAUGAAUGUAAUUGGGGAACACCAGAAGAGCCAGAUGUCUGAGACCCUGCUAUUUCCUGCUCCCUCUUUUGGGUAGAACUAGGCAGGACUGAGGUGAGCGGGAGGGAAGACCUAGUAGUCAUGGUCAGAAGGCCUCUGUCGACGGCAUUGGUGCUCGGACAAGGGAAUUUCACAAAGGGGAUUUCUACCACCUGUCAGGACUCUGCUUGUGGGGGGCAGAGGCACUAGCCCAGCAAGACACCCAGUAGCCUGACAAGUUCAGACCAGAGUGCUAAACCAGCACGAAAGGAAAGGAGCAGCUCAUUUUUUGUCCAGGAGGGCAAAAGUAGAGUCCUCCCAGGAGGCAUUACUGCCCCCUCUGCAAGUCCAGCAAGGCUUCCCAGAGGCAAGGGGACCUGCUGUGGCUUCCCAAGACCCUGCUGUCACACUGAGGCACCUUGUGUCC
This is a messenger RNA of Trichechus manatus latirostris (Florida manatee), 5229 nucleotides long. RefSeq names its product CDC like kinase 3 (gene CLK3). The transcript has 11 exons. The record is from RefSeq and is a predicted model, not a curated record. The coding region runs from base 3279 to 4760 and encodes 493 amino acids. Gene Ontology annotation, biological process: regulation of RNA splicing; peptidyl-tyrosine phosphorylation. Gene Ontology annotation, molecular function: protein serine/threonine kinase activity; ATP binding; protein tyrosine kinase activity. Gene Ontology annotation, cellular component: nucleus. Lineage: Eukaryota; Metazoa; Chordata; Mammalia; Sirenia; Trichechidae.